AAGCAACCCGAACCGAAAUGAGAAUGAAAACGUGCUGCUACUUGCUACUGCUAUCUGGGUGGGGGCGGCCGUCGUCCAAGGCUGCCUCCGUUUAAGCCAGGAGUCUCAUCUUUCUGAUGCUAGCUGGUAGCUAUAGCAGAAAAUAACAUCUACAUCUCCUGCUGCCGCUCCAUUCUGCCAUGGCCUCAGCGGCGCAACCGUCCUACUCUUUGAUUGGGUGUCCCAGUCUCAAUCUCGAUAAAAAAUGCCUCGGAUUUUCCCGCCAUCUCAACAACUGUCGCAAGUUCGCCUUCUUCUUCAGUAAUGUAGACCAAAGAUUACUUUGUAAGGUUCAACCCCGGCGUCUUGAACCUUCGCUAAUCACUUGCUUUGCCUCCAAUAAGCCAGAGAUCAGGUUCUCUUUUACAUGUGAAGCCUCCUUGCAAUCAUCAUUUUGUUUGUUAUUCAGUUCUACAGCCAAAAUACGAAGUGAAGUCCUCUCUCCAUUUCGGUCUGUUCGGAUGUUCUUUUAUCUUGCCUUUGUUGCAAGUGGUGCUCUUGGAGGACUGAUAGCCACCACUCAAUUAAUAGCUGCUCUUUCUAAUCCAUCAAGAGCAGCUGAAGUCCCUGAUAUUCUUAAAGGUCUUGGCAUUGACAUUGGAGCUGUAUCCGUUUUUGCUUUACUUUAUUACAGGGAGAACACCGCUAAAAAUGCUCAGUUGGCCAAACUCUCAAGAGAGGAAAGCCUCUCAAAUCUCAGAAUUCGUGUGGAUGAGAAGAGAAUUCUUCCUGUGAGUGCUUUUAGAGGGAUUGCACGUCUUGUAAUCCUUGCUGGUCCUGCAUCUUUUAUUGCAGACUCUUUCAAAAGUAGUGAACCUUUUACUGAUCGACUCGUGGAAAGGGGUGUGCUUGUAGUGCCCUUUGCUACAGAUGGGAAUUCACCAAGUUUUGAAUUUGAAGAUAGUGAGGAGCUGAAGGAGAUUAUUGCCAAAAGGAAAAGGCUCUGGCAACUGGCUCCUGUUUAUGCCACUGAAUGGUCUGAGUGGCUGGCUGAACAAAAGAAAUUAGCGGGUGUUUCCCCUGAAUCUCCUGUGUAUCUAUCUCUCCGGAUGGAUGGCCGGGUCAGGGGAAGUGGAGUUGGUUACCCUCCCUGGAAUGCAUUUGUUGCACAACUGCCUCCAGUAAAGGGAAUGUGGUCAGGCCUUCUUGAUGGCAUGGAUGGAAGAGUACUUUGAGAUAGAUAUAGUAGUAGUUCUGGAACUGACCUUAGUUCCUCUUUUGGGUCCGAUUGGAGGUGGCUUGGCAGCCUGAGGUGCGGGAGCUGCAGGUUCAGCCGGUGCAGUAGCAGCUGCGGCUGGUGCUGUCUCUUCGGAGGCGCGUAC
Molecule: messenger RNA, 1361 nt
Organism: Coffea eugenioides
Lineage: Eukaryota; Viridiplantae; Streptophyta; Magnoliopsida; Gentianales; Rubiaceae
Product: protein LOW PSII ACCUMULATION 1, chloroplastic
Exons: 5
Coding region: 180-1214 (344 amino acids)
Source: RefSeq, a predicted model, not a curated record